UCUUAGCUAGUUGUGCCGUAAUGAUGUCUAAAUGUACCUGUCUUGUGUUGUUGUGUUGAUCCCGUCGUGGCAGGAAGAAGGUGGACAGAAAGCGGACGGAGGCGUUAGUUGCAGAGAAUCAAAGCGACGCGACGCCGCUAAGAUCGAAUCAUUGUGGUGAGCGAGGGCGAAAAGUCUUCCAAUCCGUCAAGGAGUUGCAAAUCUAGGUUGUCUACUGAUACGGAAUAGCAACCUCGGAGUGACUGUGCGUGUAAUCCGAUAUGGAUUCUGCGAGAAGCUGGUUUCAGAGAUUACAACCUAGGGAGAAGGUCAAACCCGGACUUACUAGGAAGGAACCUGGAAGUGCGAGGGAUAUGCAGAAGCCUCCAGUUGACGAUGCACCUUCAAAUGUUACUAAGAAGAAGGUCGCCGCUGCAAAGCAGUAUAUUGAGAACCAUUACAAGGCUCAGAUGAAGUCCUUGCAAGAUCGCAAAGAAAGACGCUGGAUGUUGGAGAGGAAGCUUGCUGAUUCAGAAGUUCCUGAGGAAGUGCAAAAUAGCAUUUUGAAGAAUUUAGAGACAAAAGAAACAGAAUAUAUGCGCCUUCAAAGACAUAAAAUGGGUGCGGAUGACUUUGAACUUUUGACUAUUAUUGGGAGGGGGGCAUUUGGAGAGGUCAGAAUAUGUAAAGAGAAAACAACUGGACAUGUCUAUGCAAUGAAAAAACUUAAGAAAUCUGAAAUGCUUCGUAGGGGUCAGGUGGAACAUGUGAAAGCUGAAAGAAACCUACUUGCAGAGGUGGACAGUGCCUACAUUGUUAAACUCUACUUCUCAUUUCAAGAUGAUGAAUAUUUAUAUCUCAUCAUGGAGUAUCUUCCCGGGGGUGACAUGAUGACUCUGCUCAUGCGCAAGGAUACAUUGACGGAGGAUGAGGCCAGAUUUUAUGUGGCAGAAACUGUUUUAGCUAUUGAAUCUAUUCAUAAGCACAAUUACAUUCACAGGGACAUCAAACCCGAUAACCUAUUGUUGGACCGACAUGGACAUAUGAAGCUUUCUGAUUUUGGGUUGUGUAAACCUCUGGAUAGUAGUAGUUUUCCAAAUCUUAAUGAACCUGAAUAUCAACCAGGAGGAAAUUUGGAUGACAGGCGGUCUAGUGUUUCUCCUGCUCCAAGACGUACUCAACAGGAGCAACUACAACAUUGGCAAAAGAAUAGACGGAUGCUGGCUUACUCAACUGUUGGGACACCUGAUUAUAUUGCUCCUGAAGUUCUUCUCAAGAAAGGAUAUGGAAUGGAGUGUGACUGGUGGUCACUUGGAGCAAUUAUGUACGAGAUGCUUGUGGGCUAUCCACCAUUUUAUUCUGAAGAUCCAAUGUCCACAUGUAGAAAGAUUGUAAAUUGGAGAAACCACUUAAAGUUCCCUGAAGAGGCAAAACUUUCUGCAGAAGCUAAAGAUCUUGUAAGCAGACUUCUCUGUAAUGUAGAGCAUAGACUUGGUACAAAAGGUGCCCAUGAAAUAAAGGCACACCCAUGGUUUAGAGGCAUCCAAUGGGAGAGACUGUACCAAAUGGAAGCUGCUUUUAAGCCGGAGGUUAAUGAUGAGCUGGAUACUCAGAAUUUUGAGAAGUUUGAGGAGACAUCAGUGCCAGUUCAAACUUCUUCAAAGUCUGGCCCGUGGAGAAAGAUGCUUCCGUCGAAGGAUGUCAACUUUGUGGGCUAUACUUAUAAAAAUUUUGAAAUCGUAAAUGACCAUCAAGUUCCAGGCGUCGCUGAGCUGAAGAAAAAGAGUAAUAAGUCAAAGAGGCCAACAAUUAAAUCCUUGUUUGACAUGGAUUCAACAUCAAUUCCAAGUCCACAUAUUCAAGGUAGCUUCCUCAAACUACUCCCUACACAAGUGGAGAUGUCUGAAAGCGUAGAAUCAUCUUCUCACUCGAGCAGUUCUUCUCUAGACCAACCCCAUCCUCGACAAAGAUAGCAAGAAACUCAACGAACUUUGUAACACCUGUACAACAAAGAAACUAUGGCAUCACACAGAACUAUUUUGUAGCCCUCAAUCUGUACAUAGAAAAUAUAUGACAGUGGUAUCAGCAUGUUUACCUGUAAAUUUGUGGAUCCAAGUUCGUAAAUUUACUUUUGGAUUCUUUAAUUUUUGUAACACUGAAUUUAAGUUGGUGCGAAGAAUUUCUAUUGUAGUGUGGAUCAACUACUGAACGGAUGAUAAUUACUUGAUUUUGAUUUGUGUCAUAUUAAUAAUGUAAAAUUAAGCACUCUAUUUCUUUGA
Molecule: messenger RNA, 2258 nt
Organism: Zingiber officinale
Lineage: Eukaryota; Viridiplantae; Streptophyta; Magnoliopsida; Zingiberales; Zingiberaceae
Product: serine/threonine-protein kinase 38-like
Exons: 14
Coding region: 261-1952 (563 amino acids)
Biological process (GO): peptidyl-serine phosphorylation; intracellular signal transduction
Molecular function (GO): ATP binding; protein serine/threonine kinase activity
Source: RefSeq, a predicted model, not a curated record